AUGGUCCACCCUUCAGGGGGGACCCGGUUUGAGAUGCUGGACCAGGAUGACCCCGAGGGUGAGAACGACGAAGAACAGAGGAGAAAACAAAGUGCCACCGUCGCCGACAUCGCAAACUUUGACCUUCGAUUCCGGUGUACUUGGACCUCUGCUCACAGCGAGGUUAGUACCGUUGGAACCCUUGCAACGUCCACAACAAGACCCAUAUCCCGGAUCGUCGUUCCGUCGCCGUCGACCGCCGCCGCUGCCGCCUUCGGGAGCUCUUUCCGGUCAACUCCGGCGACCGAUGGAAAAACGGAGGAUACCGCUACGAUCCUUGCCGUGAGGAGAGCAAACCACUAUCUUCAAUUUCGUAUUUGGGUCAUUUUAUUUGACGACCCCGACAACCACCGUCGACCUUCGGCUGAGCUUUCUGGGCAAACCGUCGACUCUUUGGGGAAACGGACAGCGCCGUUGAGUUUCUGGCCGCGAAAGGAUGAAGGAACAACCUACCUUUGUGUCUCCGGCGACAGUUCCUCCGUCAACCCCGUGAGCCGCAACUUUCUCUGGCGACUCUUCGCCGACAAGUUUCAGAAACUUGAUUUUCGUACGAUGAACGGAAGCACCCUGCAUCGAAGCUACACAAUGGAAGGAAUCGAGCCGACGCAGGCAAACAAAGAUGUAAUCGGAUCGGAGUUGCACCUUAGUAUGGAAAUUGGCCAAGAUGUCUUUGGCGGACUGGUUCACGACGGUUCACCCUUUGGGGGGGAACUAGGGUUGAAAUGCUGGAACAAGAGCGCAUCGCGGUCGCGAGAGGAGGACGGAUGGUGUACAUAGACUAGGUCGUUCUGAAUUCAGAUUUCGGACGACGAUCACGCUAGCAUGUAGGAUUGAGUGUUAGUGUGAGCUCCUCGAGAUGAGAUUAGUGUAGGAGAAGAGUCUUAGCUCUGAACAUCAUUUGUUUCUUUUGGGACAGGGUAGUUUCCCACCUAUAGCUUUUGUGUGGUUUCUUUACGAGAAUCACAGAGAGUUGGUUGGACUUAGGAGGUCUUGUUUUAGGCCGGUUGGGCUGACUUAUUCUUAUUUUGAGGGACAGUGUUGCAGACACUUGACCUUUCUUUUGGAUUGUACCUUUUGCCUACGGGCGUUACCCUUUUCUACUUUCCAUCACUGGAGGUUACUCGUGACGAGGUUGCUACUUACAGCGGGGGCUGAAAUUAUUAUUGUACAUUAGUUCUGUUAUCUUUUGUUGGGAGUUUAUUUCUUUCAGUCUUUGGUUCUAUUAUCGAAAAAAAAAAAUAUUCACGUUUUUCCGCAUUAAGUUUUUCAUUUGGUUACUAAAGUGACGCCACCGAAAUCGGGGUGUUACAUUGUGGUAUCAGAGCUUGUCGAGUCUUUCGGGAGUCUUUGGGGAAUAGGUCUUCUGUGCUAGGUUGUGUGACUCUGCAAAGAGUGAAAAUUGAUUGUCUGCAAGCGAUUUUUCGCUUAGAAUUGAUUGAAGUUAUUGCUUAAUCAUAUUGUAUAGCAUAUUAGAUGCUAUCUUAUGAUGAGUACUAACUGUUUGAUUGACUUAACAGAACCUAGAUGUUAUCCUAGGAAUGGAUUGGUUGUCCCACCAUCAUUGUCUUUUGGACUGCAACCGAAUAAGAGAUUCAGUGGUGCUAGCAUUUACGAUUGUAGUUAAAUCUCGGAAAGUUGAAGAUGAUAUGUCUGUUGAGACGCCGUCGGUCAACACUGGGACUAGAAGAGUGAAACAAUCGAGGGGAAAACAGAGUGCUUUAGUAAAAGUUAUUUGGAACAAAGACACGGACGGAGCUGUAUGGGAAUUGGAGGAAAAGAUCAAGAGAUAAUAUCCGGAGUUUUUACUGAAUCUUAAGUUUCGAGGACGAAACUUUCUUUUUGGAGGGAAGUAAUGUAAGACCCAAGUUUUUAAGCUUAGAAUAAGUGGAAGAGAUUUCCGUUUACGAUUAGGCUUGAUGUAUCGCGAAGGAAAAACCUGAACAAGAGUUUAUCGGAUGAAAUAAAUUUAUGAAGGAGAAAGUUCAGGAAAAGUCUAAGGAUUGUAUCAGAGUCGAUUUAAGUUAUAGCACGACUUAUAUUCGUUUUAAAACCUAGGACAAGAACCUUAGGAAAUCAAACUAU
Molecule: messenger RNA, 2121 nt
Organism: Lotus japonicus
Lineage: Eukaryota; Viridiplantae; Streptophyta; Magnoliopsida; Fabales; Fabaceae
Exons: 3
Coding region: 1-816 (271 amino acids)
Source: RefSeq, a predicted model, not a curated record